AGGUCUCGUUUUUAUUUAAUUAUUUUACAGGAAAGAAGAAAAAGACAAAAACUUUUUCGGGAAUCGGAGGUUUUGGAGAGAGGAAGAAGAUGAAGAGGACGGUGAUGGACAACGCGAUUCGAUCAUCGGUGGUGGUGUUGGGAUCAUUGGCCUUUGGUUACUUGUCACUGGAACUUGGUUACAAGCCUUUCCUUGAAAAGGCUGAACAAUACGAAAGAUCUCUUCAAUCUUCUCAACAACAUCAACAACAAGAUGAAGAACAAGAAGCGAGGUGGGACAAUAGCAAUGUCGAGGGGUGGGAGGAGAAAAGGUAGUCUUAUAAUCGGUUUCAAUAACAGACCUAUCAAAAUGUGUGAGGAAGAACCUUAUCAAAAUUUUCUUCUUAAUCAACCUUAAGAUCAAUCUGUUAACUAUCCACCAUGGCCCGUUUUUUUUUUUAUCAAUCACUCAAAAUCAUAUCUUAGUAUAGUACCGAUUGCCUUAAUCGAUCUGAAGUUACAAACACAAGUGUUUAAGAACCAUCCUUUAUCAGCAACCUAAAAUAAUCUCUGGUUUGUAAGAAAAUGGCUUAUCUGAUGCAAACCUUGAACAAUUGUGCGCUCCAUUACGAGAUUGUGGUUCUACAUGGUCCCUAAGUAGAUCUGCUUUUACGACGAUUGGCCCUUGCAAAUCACAAACAAAGACCACUGUGACUGCUCUCUCAAUCAAAGUUCAUUGGCUGAAGUUGAAUUGAGGCUGGAAGCAGCAGAGGAAGGAAGCAACAGUGUAUAUGUGAUUAUUAUGAGAUCCAUCCUCUCUUACACUGCUAGUACUUGGUUUUAGAGUUGGACCAAAUCAUUAAUUUUGUUUUUGUCUUUAAAUCAGUAGUUGUACAAAAGCAUUAUAACAAUUAAAGGUACUAAUUUGAUCUUGGCCGGUACGCAACCUUUUCUCGGUUCUCA
Molecule: messenger RNA, 941 nt
Organism: Arabidopsis lyrata subsp. lyrata
Lineage: Eukaryota; Viridiplantae; Streptophyta; Magnoliopsida; Brassicales; Brassicaceae
Exons: 2
Coding region: 90-314 (74 amino acids)
Source: RefSeq, a predicted model, not a curated record